AUGAUCACGCAGACACCACGCGUCGACCCAACGAUCUCGGCUGCUCCGUCCACAAGUCGUCGGACGCUCAAUCAAGCGCCGAGAUCACCCAUCACGCCCAGCCGAUAUCGAUCGCCUCCUUCUCUCAACCAGCCAUUUCCAUCGACUCCCACCUCUCGCGGCACCUCGAUCGUUCAAACAACACAGGAUAGUUCGCCUUCCCACAGCUCCACUUCCAACUGGCAGGCUAGCAUCGAACUCUCGCUCACCACCCGACGUCGCCUCAUCCGCAAACCGCUACCUCCGAUUCCGUCAUCAAAGUUCAAUGAUGCUGACACGACGAACAGUGCUGACGAGAUGCUGGUGGACUCUGACGUCUUUGACGCACAAUACCAAAAGGCGGAGUCGUGGUGGCCAGAGGCUCUUCCCGACAAAAACAUGUCGGAUGCUGCUCCGCCCUCUUCUCAUCCCACAAAUCCGACCACCGCAUUGCAUCAAUCGUCGGAACAACAGACCAGCUCCAACGGCGGCCAGGGCCUCGACGAACAAAGCCUCCGUCAUCUCCUUACCGUUCUUCACUAUGCCGCACUUAAGCACAAGCCUGCCUCAUCUUCAUCUCAGGACGACGGCACCAUCGGUAGGAACGUCGUCAUAUCGGCAACAGGUACAUACAAGAAACAGUCCGCGUCCAACGCAGGUAAUACUGCCUCUGCUUGUACCGACACGGACGAACAAAGCCUCUAUAUCCUGGACGAAGCGACGCUAGACAGCCUCUACCGUGCAUUGCAAGCCGCCUUUCGUCACCUCUCCCAAAAGCAAGUGCUCGGCGCUUUGCAACGCACCGCUUCCAUCCGAUGGCGUGCCGAGGCGCAGCUCCGCAAUGCAACAGCAGCCCAAGCCGCGGAAACGAGCAGCGCUCUGUCGUCGCGCUGGGCUCGCUUUGCAUGGCCCGCCGCUGCUUUGGGCAAAGCAUACAAGGAAGCGCAGAGAAAUGUCGCUCACCCUCUCCCCGGAGAAUUCGCUUUCACUGGCUCCACUCCCGCGUCUCGUCUGCAAAUCAGCCCUGACUUUUAUGCUGGGCUCUACUCCGACCCGGAUCAUCGCAUCCGCAAAAGAGACGUCGCUGUCAAGAUCUUGAGCAACGCCGUCUGGUUCGUGCGCAAUUAUGGCCCAGUGGCUGGUGUUGAGACGCUUCAAGGCCCCAACGAGGAAGGGGACGUAAAGGAAGCUUCAAGACCGAUGGACGCUCUCGCACGGCCGCCGUUGUCUUCCAGUCGCCGUACGUCCGAGAACCUUCUCAAGAAGCACGCGGGACUUCCCAACUUUCUCUCCAAAUCGAGUGCCACGACAGCUCUCAGCGGCACGGCCACCCCCGAGAGCGGGCAAUCCGAGGCACCGCCCACGCCACUUUCGGAAGCGUCUGCGUCGAGUAGCUUCGCCCCGCAAGUAUCUCCUGCCACCGGAAACGAUCACGGCAACAUCCCCGCCAGCACCUCCAGCCAGCAGCUCCCGAGAUUACCCUCAACGACUGCCUUGCCUUCUGCAGAAAGCUAUUCGAUGUCUGAUCCCCAAACCGCUGCAGCUUCCUCGAGUGAUGCAGCAGCAAAUGCGACUGCAGCUGUGCAAGCCCAUGGCAAUGCAGCCGAGAAGAGCAAAGCGAUGGAGCACCUCGCUUCUCUCAGUGCCGCCGCAGGCGCUGCUAUGCGACAGAGGGCGCAACAGGCAGCAGAAGCCGCGGCUCUCAACGCCACCAAACCUGAAGACACCGUCGAUGCAGCUGUUGCCACCCCCAGCACAUUGCAUCCACGCUCGAGUCGACAAAGCUUGCGUUCGUUUGCUAGCCGCUCAGAAGCUGAAGCAGCUGAGACUGAUGCGCUCGAAAAGGCGGAGCGCGACUAUCUCGAUAAGAUCGGCCAGGGCUGCGACGAAUGGGCUAAGAUGGCCGUUUGUCGCAUGUGUGCGUCCAUCUCUGUAGCCGGCAAGCCGGCAAAGAGUCAUCGUCGCCGUUCUGGGACACUCACCGCCAGGGAUUUUGAGAAAGCUGCAGCAGCUGCAGGGGAGAUCGACGCGGGCUCCAGCAUAUCGACUCGUUCCGACAUGACGGCCAAGGCGGGCCGGGUGGGUCAUGCGAUUCCUCAGCAAGAAAGGCGCGACGUGUUAGUAAGCCCUCCAGAAGACCCGAAAGCUGAGCCCGUCGUAUGGGAACCGGAUGUCUUCGAUGGUGAAGAACUCUUUCUACACCACGGCGCUUCGCCGCAUGACCACAGACCCAGCGUUUCGCCUCGCGACGAGGAUGAGCGCAUCAGGCUCGUCGGCGGAAGCUUCGUCUGUCACGUCAGAACCGAGAAGCAGAGGCAGGCUUUGGUUGAGCUGCUGGAGAUUGCUCUCUACGUGGGCAUGUCGAUGCUGCUCGAGUCCAGCUUCUUGAGCGAUUCAGAUGCUGCUCGACCCAAGAUCGUCAAGGUGCCCACCCGAACCUCCUCGACGGUUGAUGCACCUACGCGAGGUACGAGCCUUGUCCAGCAGCCCAGCCUCUCUCGAACGAGCUCACAGCAGAGCCUCGAAAGCAACCAGAGAUCCGUCUCUGGCAGCAGCAGUACCAUGCAUACUUCGCACUUUACAGAUUCGGCUGGCCCAGCAGACGCAAACAUGCAUGAGAGUGAUUCGACUUACUCAAAGCCCGGUUCGAGGAAAUGGACAAAGAGCCUGUGGGGGAUGCUUGGACAGCAUCCGCACGGAUCCGCAGAGACUGGUGGCAUUCCGUCGACAGGGCGACCUGGAACCAGCAACGGUAAUGAGGCAGCAACUGCCACUGCCGCGCCACGGAAUUCGCUGACGAUGCACCGCUAUCAUACCGAAGAUGACACGCACAACCUUUCAGCUACAGCGGCCCGUAAGGCUCUGUUCAAAGCUGGAGAAGAACCGAAGCAAUCGAUCGCGGCCAGGAAGGCGGCGCUGUUUGCCAGUACGACCAACCUUUCUGCCCCACCCACGCCCCGUGGAGGUCGUGGUAGCACUGCCACUGCUGCUGCUGAUGCUGCGGGCCAAUCGAGCAACAAACAAAACCGCUUGGUAGGACGACUCAUGAAUGCAUUUGCAAGACAGUCAGCCUCGGAUGCGCCUCGCCAAGACCCUUCCGCGUCCAGUUCGGACUCGAAUGCGUUGCUGACAUCUCCCAGACCUGCUGUUUCGGGCGGGGUGCAUGCAACACCCGGUAUGGAGGCUGUCAAGUUGCGAUCUCGAGCACUAGCGGACCACAAACUACGCAUUCAAGGGAAACCGCAGCCGGUCUUUCCCGUACAAUGUCCGAGCCCAGCAGCGCUCACCACCUCUCCUGAGCUUGCCAUGCUCCUCUGCUACCAGUAUCGACCGGAUCCGCAGCAGGCCACUUUCCCAACCGCUGCAUAUUUGGCAGCUUUCCAUCGCUUGCAGCUCCUGCGCUUCUUGGCGGCUCAACGUCGAGAACACUCGACCUUCGCCUCACCUUCUCACGGCAUUUCCGCGUCCGGUGAUCUGCUGCCGUUCGUUGGCGUACAGACGCCAUCGUCGUCGUCCUCGCCAUGGAGUGUAAUCUUGUCGCGAGGCCACCACCAACAGCAGCAACAACAGCACCAGCUGCAUGAUCGCAGCUGCACAAACUCUGUCCAGCUCCUGUCCUACGAACUGCUCUCGAGUGACGGCUCAGCCUUGGGCCUUUGUCGCAAAGAGGUAGCCUUCUACCAGCGGCUGAGCAACAGCCGGGAUGUGCCGCUGGGCCAAGUCAUCGAGGAGCUUGGCAUUCGUGCUUGUGCUUUGGAGGCAGAUGGCGAUGCCGCGUCCAAGACGUCGCAAGACUCCCGCAUCGUCAGCGGUAGAAGCCAAAUCAACGGGAGCAAAGAGGGCGUGGGCGCUUCUCCAGGACAACGCGUCAACAGCGUGUAUGGCAUGCCUGAGCAACGCUUGCAGUUCAUCCAUGGAUCUUGCCGCAUUAAGAUUGUUGCCACCGUCUUGCCGGAACGAUUGUACGGGACUAAGGCUCAUGCGCAGCCAGAUGCAGAAGUGGAGACAGAAAAGAUUCUCAACGAUCGGACCUCAUCGAAAGGUAGCGCAGCUGCGUCGCUCUUGUUACAACCGACGAGAUCGCGCGAUUCUGACGUUUCCGCGAUCGCAGCUGCGUCGCAUACCAGCAAGGACGCAGCCAACACGGCUUUUGCUGUUGCCGAAACGGCGGUACAAGCCGCAGAGAGCGGUACAUCGCGCCCGCUGGUCGAUCAACACGGGAGCGGAAGCAACAGCGGCAUCUGGAUGUGGAAUGCAAGCGCAAAGAGCGGCUGGCAAGGUAAGGCGACGCCCAUGUCCGAAUCCUCCUACCUCCUCUCAUUUGCCCGCUACUUGGAAGCCAUCUCGUACCAUCCAGCUCUGCGUCGAGCCGCCGGGUUGGAGCCUACCGACGCCAAAGCAUACGGCGGUCUGUCCAACGUGCAGCAGCAGCUGCGUCAAGGCAGGAGCGAGGACAGUCGCAGCAUAGCAGAGGGUCCGAACCUGUUGCGCUUCUUCCGCAGCGGCCGUUCAUUGGUCAAAGUGCAGGUGCAACCUCUCAUCCUCUAUGAUCUGCAGAUCCAGGGACCGUGUCUCAAGACGAGUCGCGAGCGUCGACGGGAGAGGAAGCAGAAGCAGGCGCAGGCAGAGAAGCGGCGGCUCAAGCAGGUGUCGGAACAGACGCGACUCGAGGUUCAACGCUUCUUUGCGUCCGUCAAGAGCAACACGACCAAGCUGGAAGACGUGUUUGUGUCUCGCGAGCUCGAUGAGGCUGGCAAGACGAUCCGCAGAAAGUCGCCGGCACAGCACGCAGAGGCAAAUCCUAUCAAGGCAGGUGCCUUGGCUCCCGCCGCAUCUUCUCCCAGCUCCACCAUCUCGGAACAGGUCGCUGAGCCUCUAGCGUUGCUCACCAAUCUGCGCUCUUCGCUCCGUUCCGACGAAUUCGAGCUGUACGAGGCUCUGCAACGCACCAUCUUCCUUGACGGGAUCAAUGAUGUUCGCAAAGCGUUUGCCGACCGUGCCAAGUCGGCCAAGAACCGGCUUGCCGCGUGGACCAAGAAACAUCUCAGUAAAAAGGAGCAGGCUGACUUUGGAAGCUGCGUCUACGACGACCCCGAGUACUUUGAGGCAGGACGGCGUGCUUUCCCCGGCAGCAGCUUCAUCGUGCGUGACGACGAGCCCCUCUCCAUCAUUGCCUUUUCUCUCAGCUCUCGCGACUUCCGCGCCGAGAUGGGGACGCUGGCUGAUCGACAACAAGAGACGGCCGGAUACAUGGGCAGCAGCAACGAAGAGCACGUCAAGCAGUGGCGUAGCGGUGUUGUGGAUGGUGGCAGCGACGCGACGCCGAAUGGCUCGUACAUUUCCGCGUCUGGUGCCAGCACCGCGACAUCGGCAGCUUCGUCCCUAUUGCAAGAAAAACCUAUGCGCAAAGUGCCACUGGCGCAGCUCGAUCCGGAUAAAGACGAAGUCUUCUUCGAUGCCGAGCCCGUGCGCGCCGCGCUGAAACGCAAGAAGCGCGGACGAGAGUCGUCCAUCUUGUCGAUGACAUUGAGGCGCGUCGGUUCAACCAUCUCGGAAUCCCAGGGCGCCAGCUACCGUGCCAUGACCGCGAACGGGCGGCCGUCUUCUUCAACAACCGGAUCUAUCAAAGACCGGGACAGUGACGACGACGACGACGAUGAUGAUGAUGACGACGAUGCUAUCGAAGAUGACGAUGACGUAGACGAAGCUGGAAACCGCGAACGCAGCUCGGUCGUGGGCAGCUCUUUGGACGGUCAGGAUACAACGUUGGGGGCACCUCGCAUUGACACCACGCCGUCGAGACGGCCCUCGGCAACUUUCAUAGAUCAAAAGACGCCAUCGCCCUCGAAGCCGGGCAUGCGCGCUUCCGGCAGUGUGUCGGCGCUUCGACGAACAUUCGAAUUACGUUCUCAAUCCUCGUUCUCAUCGAUUCCGGACAGGAAGUCCUCGAUUCUUCAGCAGCAGCCGCACCAGCAGCCUCAGCAGCGCCCUGGCCAGUCCGUGGGCUCAGGCACGAUCACCUCCACAAGUACCGACACCACUUUCCAGGCGCAGAUUAUGCCCGUUUCGGGUCGCCCUGCGUCGCUCGCCAGCAUCUUUUCGUCCGACGAUCCAAGUCUUGAAUCGCGUUUCAGUGGCGGCUCACGUCGCAUAUCUGCAUCAGCCACACCGACAUCAAUCCCUCGUUCUGUCUCGAAAAGCCGCCCUUCCUCCUCGAUGGCGUCCGACUCAUUACGUAUCACGGAGAAUGCCCGAAUGUCAACUGCAUCUCCUGCUGCUGCGAACGACAACAACAAACCGCAUCGGUCGGCGACCCAGCCUCCGUCCACGAGCGAGGGCGGUGUUCCAGGUGCAGAUGCGCAGUCUUUGAUCUCAAACAGCACUCUACCGGGCUCUCACGCCGCAGAAUCGCCACACAUCAAGCAUAACCUGAUCCACGGCAGCACCAAAAUCUCUUGUGUCUCGUGGUUUGCCGAAGAAUUUGCGGCGCUGCGAGAGAGAUGGGGGGUCGAGCACGACUACGUUCAAAGCCUUUCGCGCUGUCAACCCUGGGUCGCGACCGGAGGCAAGUCCAAGUCGGCAUUCUUCAAGACGACCGAUGAGCGUUUCAUCGCCAAGCAGCUGCUGACGGUGUGGAGCGUCGACGAGAAGGAGGCUUUUUUGGAAUUUGCUCCAGCAUACAUUCGCUACAUGAUGAAUUCGGCCGUCAACGACUGUCCGACGCUGCUCGUCAAGAUUGCAGGUGUCUACAGCAUCAAGAUCAAAGACAUCAAGUCGGGCGAGACCAAGCUCAAGAUGAGCGUGAUGCUGCUCGAGAAUCUGUGGGCGGGCGAUGGAGGCAAGUCGGUGCGGUUCGAUCUCAAGGGCAUCCGAGAUCGCAGGGUGAAGCUGAGCGCACAGCAGCAGCAGAACCUGCAGCAGACAGCGACCAACGCAGCGACCAGCGGCCAGCCAUUUGUCGAAGUUCCCGGUGCGACCAAGGGAACACCAGCACAAGGGCCUAUGACGGCUGCUUUGAAUGCCGGCGUGCUUUCGGUCGCAGCUAGCGAAGCAUCGACGGCGGACCGCGCCGCCUCGGUCACUGCAGUUGAGGACGACGGUAACAGUGCGCAGACAAGCCCAAGUCGGGCCGGCGAUGGUAGCAAGAAGACAGGAGAAGCUACAGCUGUAGCAGCAGAUGCCAACAGUCCCUCCUCGUCAACCGGAUCGAGCGCUGUUUGGUGGGAUAGCGAAUGGAUCGAACGAUAUCGUCACCGUGCGUUCGUUCCCGAGACUCAGAAGGAGCUCUUCCACCGUGCUCUGCAAAACGAUACGCAAUUCUUGACAGCUUCCAACGUGAUGGACUAUUCGCUGCUGCUCGGUGUCAUGGAGCGACCUGUUCGACAGGACGACCUGUAUCCGCCCGCUGCGCCUACAAUCGGCAGCGACAUUGCACCGGAGGCCACCUCACCAAGCCAUGAAGCAGCUGAUCUAGAGGAAGUGACGGAACGACCCUCGUUCCGCUGCCGGAUUGUCGACUUUCUCGGCGCGUUCACACUGGCCAAGCAGCUGGAAUCGAGCUCAAAAAAGGCGCUCAAGGGCCAAGACGCCAAGGGCAACGUGACGAUUCUGCCACCGUCUGAAUAUGCGAGUCGAUUCCUGUCGGCGAUGGACAGCUAUUUCAUCGGCACGCCGUGUCAGCCUCGGCUGGAUGCGAGCUAUGGCUUCGACCGCAUGUGCGAGGAGGUGGCUGCGAGUGCGACUGAGGCGGAUGGCGAAGAGGGAUAUAUGGGAGAGGAAGUGUUGCGUCCUCGACUAGCUUCUGUUUUGUAA
Sporisorium graminicola is the source of this 7830-nucleotide messenger RNA. RefSeq lists its product as uncharacterized. NCBI's taxonomy places the organism in Eukaryota, Fungi, Basidiomycota, Ustilaginomycetes, Ustilaginales, Ustilaginaceae. Gene Ontology annotation, molecular function: 1-phosphatidylinositol-3-phosphate 5-kinase activity. The record is from RefSeq and is a predicted model, not a curated record. The transcript has a single exon. Gene Ontology annotation, biological process: phosphatidylinositol phosphate biosynthetic process. The coding region runs from base 1 to 7830 and encodes 2609 amino acids. Gene Ontology annotation, cellular component: fungal-type vacuole membrane; endosome membrane.